CGGUAAAUAGAAAAAGUAAGGUUAGGACAAUAUAUUACCCAUAUCAGGUAGUGCUUUCUUCAUACCAAAAUUUAGUAGAGCCCAAGUUUCAGAAGAGCAUGGAGGGUAUUUUGUUUGCGCACAUUGUGUAUGUUUACCCUAAAUUCUGUUUUAUACGUGAGAGAGUUCAAGCUUUGUUUUGUAGGAUUAAAGGUAAAAUAAGUGAGGGAUGCACAGCAGAAAGUAUCCAGUCUCUUGGAAAUAAAAGGCAUUAUCACCUAAACAGCUCAAGGACUUCUUGUCUUGCUGUUAGGACUCCAGCCAUUUCGGUCUCUUUUGUACCAAGGAGGUCAAUGUUUAUUCAGACUCAGGAAACACCAAAUCCUAAUUGUCUGAAAUUUCUCCCUGGGGUGCCGGUAUUAGGUUCUGGAGAAACAAUGGAUUUUCCAAAUGGUCAGUCUGCAUAUCGAUCACCACUGUGCAAGCUGCUGUUUAGAAUUGAGGGUGUAAAAUCUGUAUUUUUUGGUCCUGAUUUUAUCACAGUCACCAAGUUGGACGAAGAUGUUGAGUGGAAAAUCUUAAAGCCCGACAUUUUUGCGACUAUCAUGGACUUCUUUGCUAGUGGCUUACCAGUUGUUACCGAAUCUGAGCCUUCAUCUGACACACAAAUUAAAGAUGAUGAUGAUGAAACAGUCCAGAUGAUAAAGGAGUUGCUAGACACAAGAAUCAGGCCUACAGUACAGGAGGAUGGUGGUGACAUUGUCUUCAUGGGAUUUGAAGAUGGUGUUGUGAAGCUGAAGAUGCAAGGCUCUUGCACUGGCUGUCCGAGCUCAGUGGUGACUUUGAAGAAUGGAAUUCAGAAUAUGUUACAAUUUUAUAUACCAGAGGUUCUUGGAGUAGAACAGAUAGAAGAUGAAAUUCAGAUAUUGACAAAACUUGAAUUUGAACAGUUUGAAAAGAAAGUGCUUACUGAAAAAGAAAAAAAAGAAAAGCAGUCUUAAAUCUUCACCUGUAACAUAAGGUAAUAAUAACCUGUGUAGAAUAUCAGAAUCCCAGUUUAAAUUCUGUUUAUCGGUGAAUCCUGCAGCAAUUUUAAUACACGUCUUCACGUAAUCUUGCUUAUCACUAGUCCAAGAAUUCCGAUACAUAAUAUCUAUUUGAGAGAAUUCUACAGAAAGGUUUAUAUCUUGUAUUUUGUAGUAUUAAUUUCACUCUCAGUUGUCCGAGAAGUGUUGUUCAUCUUUCCCGUUUCAAGAAAGAGAGUGAGACAUUCAAAUCUUGGGCAUUUUAUGGGCUUUGUGUGUUUCAGAUUAUUUUCUUAAAUAGCAUUAACCAAUUGAUUUUUGUAAUGUUGAAUUAUUGUAUUUUAUUUGAUGUACAGACUGAAUUCCUUCAUAAUAUUUAGAAGAUUUUUGGCGUCAAAGCGUUAACGCAGUUCAUACUCUUUCGUUCAUGGGGUAGUUACAUUGAUCAUUGAAGAAGUUUUAUUGUAUUUAAUCACCUUCAUACAGAGAAGUUGAUUUUUAGAUGAGCUUAGAGUUGAUUAUAAGUAACUGAAGACGAUCUUAUUGUAUAUAAAGUAUUAAUUAAACAAAUCAGAGUGAUCACUGUUCUUACAUAAAAUAUGUAGAUAUAUAUAGUUAGAGUUCUUAAGAACAGAGAUUAAUCAUAAUUUUAAUUAAGGUUUCUUGAACUGGAUGACCAGGGUUCGAUUCCCAACUGGGGCAGAGGAUAUUUCCUGUAACCUCUGCAUCCAGAUAGGCUCUGGGGCUGACCUAGCCUCCAAUCCAAUGGGUGCCAGGGUCCUUUCCUGGGGGUAUAGCACAGCAGGGGCAUGACACUGACCGCUCACCCCCGUCUAGUGCCUAGGUUAAGAAUGGGUAGGAGUUAUACCUCCUCUGCCCCCAAGCACCUACAAGGCGUUUAGUGGGACGAAGAUAGUCAAAAUUGCAUAAACUGGCACAUAAAGUUUGAGCUCUAUCAAUAUUCUAAAACGGUAAAUUGCAUGGGCGAGAAGGAAUAAGAAACUUCGGACUUCCUUGUAGCGGAUAUCACGUGGAUAUUAAGGUAGAAUUGAACCUAUAGCCAGUCAUGUGGGUGACGGUUUCAGUUCCAACCUGUGGCCUCUAAUAUAUCUAAUUAUAUAUCAUAUAAAAUUUCUGCCAGUUUAUGAGCAUUUUAGUUUUCCAUCAACUAUUACAACAGCCUUCUGUUUUCCUAUACUGCCUUACGACCCGUUUUUCAAGUGCCUGAGCACUGCGGGUACCAACUUUUCGUUGGCUCGAUCUAUAGACAUUUGGCAGGACUCCUUGGACGAGGGAUCGGCCCGUCACAAGGCCUCUACCUGUACACAGGACAGCACAACGCAGAAAAACGCGGACAAACAUCCAUGGCUUGAGUGGAAUUCAAACCCACGGUUCCAGCAGCACAAGGUCCACGCCUCAGACCGCGCGGCCACUGCGGACACCUGUUUUGCUAUACAAAUAUUUUUAAUAAGAAAAUGUUUUACCACUGUUUACAAAUUAUUUUAAAGAACUUGCGUAUUAUGCAAGUGAUUACCUGAGUAUUUGAUUUUACUGGUUGAACCAGGCACUGACUAAAGAUUUCAGGGAACCACGGUACAAACGUCAGGAUAAGAGAGAAGAUGGCUGUUUUCUGGGUUGUAGCACCAUAUAGUUGCCGAUUAGAAAUAACAGUGAGCGUAGAUGUCCUAAAACAACUUUUUUUAAGUGUGAUAAGCUAGUUGUAACAUGUAAUACCAAGAUGUGGACCCGUUCAAAGAGAAACAAAAGCAAAAUCCAGGCAGUGGAUCUGAAAUUUUUGAGAAGUGCUGAGUAAAAAACAAGAUCUGAUAGAGUUAGAAGUGUUGUGUUAGAGAAGAAAAUGGAUCCAAAAAUUGUUAAUUGGAUUAGAAGAGACUUGAUUACAGUGGCCAUUGAAAGAUACUGGAUAGAAGAAGUAUACUUAGAAUGGCCAUUAGAAUUACAGCUUAUGGGAUGAUAUAGAACAAAAUGGUUCCGUCAGGUAUUAGAAGACAUCAAGAACAGACAGAAGUGCUGGCAAGAAAUUUAAAAGGAUAGGUUGUGUGAUGAUGGCAAGGUUGAAGUCUUCAUCCAUGAACUCAUAAAUGAUGCUGAAAGUAGUAGAGGAAGGUUUUCAGUUAUAUCCAAUGUCAGUUAAAGUGAAAAUACAUUGAAUUAGGUCACUAAAUUGUGCAUUCUAAUUUUUUU
Zootermopsis nevadensis is the source of this 3209-nucleotide messenger RNA. RefSeq names its product NFU1 iron-sulfur cluster scaffold homolog, mitochondrial. Lineage: Eukaryota; Metazoa; Arthropoda; Insecta; Blattodea; Termopsidae. Gene Ontology annotation, cellular component: mitochondrion. Gene Ontology annotation, biological process: iron-sulfur cluster assembly. Gene Ontology annotation, molecular function: iron-sulfur cluster binding; iron ion binding. The record is from RefSeq and is a predicted model, not a curated record.